Messenger RNA from Gossypium arboreum, 318 nucleotides. Its product is annotated as anther-specific protein BCP1-like. Lineage: Eukaryota; Viridiplantae; Streptophyta; Magnoliopsida; Malvales; Malvaceae. The record is from RefSeq and is a predicted model, not a curated record. The transcript has a single exon. Bases 1 to 318 code for a protein of 105 amino acids.
AUGGCACGCCAAAGCUUUGUUCUUGCUUUGGUCUUAAUCGCUCUUGUCGGGUUGGUUUCCGCCGCCAAUACGGCUUCUAAAGCACCAUCUUCAGUCCCAGUACCCGAUGAUGAUACCAUCGGCAACACUGAUGAUGGAGCAGGUGCAUCCUCCCCUGGUGCUUCUAAUGACGCUGUUGCUGCCCCUCUUGGCAGUGAGCAGGAAGCUAAAAGUAUGGCUCCUGCUCCUUCUAGUGAUGCAACUACCACAGGUGUCUCCGCCGUUGGGGCAGCUGCUCUCACUGGGGCAGCUGCCAUUGCUACCUACUUCGUCUUCUAA